CUCGGAAUAUCCCUCCGCCAGCUAAUCGAGGACCUGGUGGAAGCCUUCGGCGACGGGGUUUCCUUCAGGCGGCGCCGUCGGCACCAAAACAGUUGAAUCGCAGCCGUCAAGCUUUACAGUCAUAGUGAACAGCAGAACGCUCGUCCAAAUCAUGAGGGAAAUAGUACAUUUGCAAGCUGGCCAGUGCGGAAAUCAAGUAGGCGCUAAGUUUUGGGCAGUGAUUUCCGAAGAGCAUGGCAUUGACCCCAGCGGCAUUUAUACGGGGGACAGCGAUUUGCAAUUAGAACGGAUCAAUGUUUACUACAACGAAGCUACCGUUGCCUCCAGCACCAACGGAGGCAAAUACGUGCCAAGGGCGAUCCUCCUCGACUUGGAACCUGGAACCAUGGACGCCGUACGUUCCGGGGUGUACGGCAAGCUCUUCCGGCCGGAUAACUUCGUGUUCGGCCAGUCGGGUGCCGGAAACAAUUGGGCCAAAGGCCAUUACACUGAAGGUGCCGAAUUGGUGGACGCCGUCCUGGACGUGGUUCGCAAAGAAGCGGAAAACUGCGACUGUCUGCAGGGGUUCCAGUUGACACACUCGCUCGGCGGCGGUACCGGAUCCGGAAUGGGUACCCUGCUGAUCUCGAAGAUACGCGAAGAGUAUCCCGACAGGAUAAUGAACACAUAUUCGGUGAUGCCUAGUCCCAAGGUGUCAGACACUGUCGUAGAACCUUACAAUGCCACUCUGUCGGUACACCAACUGGUCGAGAACACUGAUGAGACUUACUGCAUCGAUAACGAAGCACUGUACGACAUUUGCUUCAGGACUUUAAAGGUGCCGAAUCCGAGUUACAGCGACCUGAACCAUCUCGUAUCACUGACGAUGUCUGGAGUCACGACGUGUUUGAGAUUUCCCGGUCAGCUGAAUGCCGAUUUGAGGAAACUGGCGGUUAAUAUGGUACCCUUCCCGCGUCUUCACUUCUUCAUGCCCGGUUUCGCACCUCUCACGUCCAGAGGGAGCCAGCAAUACAGAGCUCUGACAGUACCUGAACUCACUCAACAAAUGUUCGAUGCCAAGAACAUGAUGGCGGCGUGCGAUCCCAGACACGGACGCUACCUUACCGUCGCCGCCGUGUUUAGAGGAAGGAUGUCAAUGAAAGAAGUGGACGAACAAAUGUUGGCCGUGCAAAAUAAAAACAGCAGUUACUUCGUCGAGUGGAUCCCCAACAACGUCAAGACUGCUGUCUGCGACAUCCCGCCUGUCGGUCUGAAGAUGUCUUCAACGUUUAUAGGCAAUACGACUGCUAUCCAAGAGCUGUUCAAGAGAAUAUCUGAGCAGUUUGCCGCCAUGUUUAGGCGCAAGGCGUUCUUGCAUUGGUACACCGGCGAAGGCAUGGACGAACUGGAGUUCACGGAGGCCGAAUCCAACAUGAACGACUUGGUGUCGGAAUACCAGCAGUAUCAAGAAGCGACUGCCGACGACGACUACGAAGCGGAAGAAGAACCCGCUGGGGAUGACUUCAAUUGCCAAUAAACUGUCUGAAAAGUCUGAGCGACGAUGUAAAAUCAAACCAAGUGCCUCCAGCGAUUGAUUUGCACCUGCAGAAUUUUUCUACUGUUAAUUAUACGAGGCGAUUCAUUAAUACAAGCAAAAAAGUUUACAUGAUAGUGUGAUUUAAUCAAUUUAAAAGAUAUUUAGGAAAUUCUCUGGGUAACCAAGCGUUUUUUACGAAUUAUGCGUCACACACACAAUAAAAUCAUAUUAUUGAAUCGCCUGGUAUUACGUUUUAAAUUUUUCUACUGCCUCGUUUCAUAUAUGUUAACGCAAACUGAGUUUCAUUUUAAAGUAAAAUAAGAGUGUCGCGAACUAGUCCCCCGUUUCACGCGUUUAUCAAAUUACGUAUUUUAUUUAUUUAUAUAUUCGCAUUCUGAAUCGGCGUUAUUUGAAUGAUGUAUAGGCGGUAAGAUUUUUAUAAUUUUUUACAAUAAAGUUUUCGAGAUA
Molecule: messenger RNA, 1984 nt
Organism: Cylas formicarius (sweet potato weevil)
Lineage: Eukaryota; Metazoa; Arthropoda; Insecta; Coleoptera; Brentidae
Product: tubulin beta chain-like
Exons: 5
Coding region: 152-1516 (454 amino acids)
Biological process (GO): microtubule cytoskeleton organization; mitotic cell cycle
Cellular component (GO): cytoplasm; microtubule
Molecular function (GO): GTP binding; GTPase activity; structural constituent of cytoskeleton
Source: RefSeq, a predicted model, not a curated record